UAUAACAGGCCCAUCGUUCCAGACUGUCUUCUACCGAUUGACGAAUCCGGAGAUCCAUAUUUUACUUAUUUAUUUAAUAUUUCAUAUUCCUAACAAGAUACAAUGGCAACUGCAAAAUUCAAGAGUGCCUCACCUUACACAAAACCACAACCAAGGCCUCCACAGCAGGAUUAUCUUUAUCAAAAGUAUCUGGAGGAUCUGACACUGAGGAAGGAUCUACUCCAUCCUAAAGUAAGACUUGCUCUAUUUGGAAUCGGCCGUGCUGGAACCAUCCAUCUGUCCAAUAUUAUUAGCAGUUCGCGUGUCAAACUGCUCUACAUCGUAGACAAUGUCGAGUCUAAAUGGAUGAGCCUCAAGGAGUACUGGCAACUUGACGAUGUUGUCUUCUUGAACAGCAAACAAGCAGACAAAGUGUACAAUGAUCCUAAUGUGGACGCAGUAGUUGUUGCAUCGCCUACGUACACACAUGAAGACAUUGUAAGGAAAGCUUUGGAGGCGAAGAAGGCAGUGUUCUGUGAGAAGCCGAUCGCCGAGGACAAUGCUAACUCGAUAAAAUGUUACGAGACCGCGAAAAAGGUCGGCAAACCAUUGUUCUGCGCCUUUAACAGGCGAUUCGAUCCCAGCUAUUCUGCUGUUAGGAGCAGAGUGAGGAAUGGAGAGAUUGGACACGUUCAGAUCAUCAAAACUGUCUCUCGUGACUCUCCUCUUCCCAGCAUAGAAUAUUUGAAGAUGUCCGGGGGUAUAUUCCAUGAUUGUAUGGUCCAUGAUAUUGAUAUCAUGACUUGGGUCCUUGGAGAGUACCCUAUCAAGAUUGCUGUCCAGGCACACGCACACAUUCCAGAGAUAAAAGCAAUCGAUGACUUCGACACAGUUGUAGUGUCCUUGUAUUUCCCAUCAGGAACCUUGGGGACCAUCGACUUGUCGCGGAACAGUAGCUUCGGUUAUGAUCAACGCUUGGAGGUGUUUGGCCCCAAGGGUAUGAUCAAAGCAGAUAAUGAACAGCCAAUGCACGGUGUCACAUCCCAAUAUAAUCUCGACGGAUUAACCAGCGCACCAAUAUGGUAUUCGUUCGCCAGCAGAUUCAUGAAUGGCUAUCGCCGAGAGCUGGACCACUUCAUUGACAUUGUACUUGGUAGAGCUGAAUGCUCCGUAUUACCCAAAGAAACUCUAGCUGUGAUUAAAAUCGCGACUGCAUGCCAAGAAUCUGCUCGUACCGGCAAGAUGGUGGAAAUAAAGUGGGCGCCAAACGAGCUACCAUAAAUGAGGUCAUGGUCUAGCGAAUUUUUAUCGUUCCCAUGAUAUUCCACCAUUUUGUAUCUUAUACGAUCGUGAUAGAUUCACAGAAAGUUGAGAUUAUCUUCGCUGAAUCAUGAUUUGCACGCACGAGUGAAAAGACUUAGGUGAAUCUUGUUUGUUACAUGUUUUUUUCCUCUUUUUUUAUCGGUAUAAUAAUAUAAAGAAAAUACAGAAAAAUACCAUAUACCCUAAAUAUAUAGUAAUGAUACAAAAUUCACAUUGUCUGUUAGCAGACUCAAUCAUGAAAGUUUGUAAGAACGAAACAAUAAAAUAUUCCCAAAGUU
Messenger RNA from Bombus impatiens (common eastern bumble bee), 1580 nucleotides. RefSeq names its product inositol 2-dehydrogenase. Gene Ontology annotation, biological process: NADPH regeneration. Gene Ontology annotation, molecular function: oxidoreductase activity; nucleotide binding. Bases 103 to 1260 code for a protein of 385 amino acids. NCBI's taxonomy places the organism in Eukaryota, Metazoa, Arthropoda, Insecta, Hymenoptera, Apidae. Gene Ontology annotation, cellular component: cytoplasm. The transcript has 4 exons. The record is from RefSeq and is a predicted model, not a curated record.